Molecule: messenger RNA, 702 nt
Organism: Suillus plorans
Lineage: Eukaryota; Fungi; Basidiomycota; Agaricomycetes; Boletales; Suillaceae
Exons: 2
Coding region: 1-702 (233 amino acids)
Biological process (GO): C-terminal protein methylation
Cellular component (GO): membrane
Molecular function (GO): protein C-terminal S-isoprenylcysteine carboxyl O-methyltransferase activity
Source: RefSeq, a predicted model, not a curated record
AUGAGUCUGUUAAAGAUUCCCUUCAUCAUAGCUCCGGCCAUUGGCAUCCAUAUUUCGUUCAGUUCGUUUUCUCCACCGCCUUCAGUCGAAGAGAGGGUGGAACCCCCCAAUCGUUGUUUAAAUGGAUCGGUGGGCGAUAAACAGAUCUGCACAUGGGCAGCAUCGUCUGUUGAAGUGGCCAACAUCCUCGUCACACGUAUGGAUCCCUCGCAAAUUCCAGAGGGCAUCUAUGGUGCCAGAGGCCUGCAGUUUUUGCGCGCUCUUCACCCCACGCCAAUCAGCCCCGCUUUCCUUGCCGGAAGUCUUGCUAUCACGAUUGGCGGCGUAUUGAGGUUUUCUUGUAUGUCGACGUUGGGGAAGUAUUGGAGCUGGCCGCUCAGCGUCAGACGAGAACACAGACUUGUGACGAGUGGGCCAUACUCUAUCGUUCGCCACCCAAGCUAUGCUGGUUUCCUUCUCCAAUAUAUUGGGCUCCUUGCCAUGUAUGGAGAGCAAGGAUCGUGGUUGAGGCAGUCUGGGAUUUUACAAGUGCCUUUAGUAAACGUGCUAGUAGUAAUCCUCCUCUUCGGACUUACAUUAUGUGCUUGGAUGUGCAUCACUCGACCUCUAGUGGAGGACAAGAUGCUCCAGCGUGCACUGGGAAAAGACUGGGAGAAUUGGGCGAAGAGGGUGAGGUACAGAUUGCUCCCUGGGGUUUAUUGA